GUCAGACGGGCGGGGAGCUGCGGCGGGCGGGAGCGGGAGCGGCGGCGGCGGGGCGCAGCGGUCCGGGCCGCAGCGGGGAUGCGCCGCGGAUCCCGGCGACGAGGUGCAGUUCAGCUGAGUUUGAACUCUUUUUCGUCUCUCCGUAAACUGUGAAACAGAAGGAUGCAGAAGAGUAUCCCUUGCUUUUUUGUACAUGAAUGGUAAGAGCACAAGACCAUUACUACAAGUUUGCUGCAAAGAUGAGUUCGGAGGAGAAGAGUGUAUCUCCUGCUCACAAAACAUCCACUCCAUCACACAGAAGUGCCUCCUCUUCGUCAUCAUCUCAGAGGGAUAGGAGGCAGAGUGUACAUAUUUUGGAGCGGAAGGCUUCUUCGGGGAGCACAGACCCUUCUUUAAGCAAGCAGUUCCUUGAAACUGACCCUAUCUCUCUAUCCAAGGAACCUGACAGCUGGGAAAUCAUAGAGGGUCUGAAAAUUGGCCAGACCAAUGUCCAGAAGCCAGACAAACAUGAAGGCUUCAUGCUGAAAAAGAGAAAAUGGCCCUUAAAAGGUUGGCACAAGAGAUUUUUUGUCCUGGAUAAUGGACUGUUAAAAUAUUCAAAGUCACCAAUUGACAUACAGAAAGGCAAAGUACACGGGAGCAUUGAUGUAGGUUUAUCAGUUAUGUCCAUCAAAAAGAAGGCUCGCAGAAUAGAUCUUGACACAGAAGAACAUAUCUAUCAUCUGAAGGUGAAGUCCCAGGAUUCAUUUGAUGCAUGGGUUUCAAAAUUACGCCACCACCGGUUGUACCGUCAGAACGAGAUUGUGAGAUCUCCAAGAGAUGCUAGCUUCCAUAUAUUCCCUUCAGCCUCUACUACAGAGUCUUCACCAGCUGCUAAUAUAUCGGAUGGAAAGGUACAACAAAAUAACUUCCCAUGGCAGUCUCCUAUACCUUGCAGUAACAGUCUUCCUGCAACUUGCACUACUGGUCAGAGUAAAGUAGCAGCCUGGUUGCAGGAUUCGGAAGAGAUGGACAGAUGUGCAGAAGAUCUUGCUCAUUGUCAGUCAAACCUUGUGGAACUCAGUAAACUUCUUCAAAAUUUAGAAAUACUGCAGAGAACUCAGUCAGCACCAAAUUUCACAGACAUGCAGGCUAACUGUGUAGAUAUUUCAAAGAAAGACAAGCGGGUCACAAGACGGUGGAGAACAAAAAGUGUCAGCAAAGAUGCAAAAAUUCAACUUCAGGAAGGGCCGGCACCGAAGGGCCAGUUCAGCACAACACGACGCCGGCAGAGACUAGCAGCUGCAGUGGCUACAACAGUCCCUUUCAGUGCUACGAUGUCCCCUGUUCGGCUGCAUUCAUCCAAUCCCAACCUUUGUGCAGACAUCGAGUUUCAGACUCCGCCAAGCCAUGUAACAGACCCUCUGGAGUGCUCUACUGAGUACAUGAAACUUCAAGAAGAAUUUUGCCUGAUGGCUCAAAAAGUGCAUUCUCUUUUGAAGUCUGCCUUUAACAGCAUAGCUAUAGAGAAGGAGAAGCUUAAGCAGAUUGUUUCAGAACAGGAUCUUACAGGUCACAAUGCUCAAAUAGCACACCUCAGACAGUCCCUCUCUCAGGCUCUCAACCAGAAUGCUGAACUAAGGAGUCGCUUGAACAGAAUACAUUCAGAAUCUGUUAUUUGUGAUCAGGUUGUCAGUGUAAAUAUUAUCCCUAGUCCUGAUGAGACAGGUGAACAAAUUCAUGUUAGUUUGCCAUUGUCCCAGCAAGUUUCUAAUGAGAGCAGGCUCUCUAUGUCUGAAUCAGUGUCAGAGUUCUUUGAUGCACAGGAGGUGCUUCUGUCUGCCAGCUCAUCAGAAAAUGAGGCUUCUGAUGAUGAAUCUUAUAUCAGCGAUGUGAGUGAUAAUAUAUCAGAGGACAACACCAGUGUUGCAGACAACAUUUCUCGGCAAAUUCUCAAUGGUGAGCUAACAGGAGGUGCAUUCAGGAACGGACGGCGAACUUGUCUCCCAGCUCCCAGUCCUGACACCAGUAACAUCAAUCUGUGGAAUAUUUUGAGAAAUAACAUUGGCAAAGAUCUUUCCAAAGUAUCCAUGCCAGUUGAGCUAAAUGAACCUCUGAAUACCUUGCAACACCUCUGUGAAGAGCUGGAAUACAGUGAACUCCUGGACAAGGCUGCAGAAACAGAUGAUCCUUAUGAACGCAUGGUUCUAAUAGCUGCUUUUGCAGCGUCAGGUUAUGCCUGUACAUACUUUAGAGCGGGAAGCAAGCCAUUUAACCCAGUGCUUGGUGAAACUUAUGAAUGUAUUAGAGAGGACAAAGGAUUUCGAUUUUUCUCAGAGCAGGUUAGCCACCAUCCUCCCAUUUCGGCCUGUCACUGUGAAUCGAAGAACUUUGUGUUUUGGCAAGAUAUCAGGUGGAAAAACAAGUUUUGGGGAAAAUCAAUGGAAAUUCUGCCAGUUGGAACCUUGAAUGUGACUCUUCCAAAGUAUGGAGAUUACUAUGUCUGGAACAAAGUCACUACGUGCAUACAUAACAUCCUUAGUGGAAGGAGGUGGAUAGAGCACUAUGGAGAGAUUACUAUCAGAAACACAAAAAGCAGUGUUUGUAUUUGUAAACUCACAUUUGUCAAGGUAAACUACUGGAAUUCAAAUGUAAAUGAAGUCCAAGGUGUUGUGAUAGAUCAAGAAGGGAAGGUGGUGCAUCGCUUGUUUGGAAAGUGGCAUGAAGGUCUUUACUGUGGGGUUGCACCUUCAGCCAAAUGUGUAUGGAGGCCAGGCUCCAUGCCAACCAAUUAUGAACGUUAUUAUGGCUUCACGAGGUUUGCUAUUGAGCUCAAUGAGUUAGAUCCUGUGCUGAAAGAUCUUCUUCCUACAACAGAUGCACGAUUCAGGCCAGAUCAAAGGCUUCUGGAAGAAGGAAAUGUAGAAGCAGCAGCAUCAGAGAAACAAAGAAUAGAAGAACUCCAGAGAAGUCGGAGGCGGCACAUGGAAGAAAACAGCAUUGAAUAUGUACCCAAAUUUUUUAAAAAAGUUAUCGAUGCUAAUCAAAGAGAAGCCUGGGUUACCAAUGAAACCUACUGGGAACUGCGAAAGGAUCCUGGAUUUAGUAAAGUAGAAAUUCCCGUGCUCUGGUAAACUGAGAAUGUAGAUCUAGUAAACAUAUCACUCUCUGAAGAAAAAAUAACUAUGCACAAUGUGAUUCUUAUAGCUAAGCGUGGUUUGUGGGUCUAUGGAAAAACCUAUCAUUUGCAUUUAUAUUCAUCUUUAUAACGGACUUUUGAAAGUGCAUUAGACCAGGCCCCUGACCACUUCUGGAUCUUUUUAAUUUUGCAGCAGCCAUUAAAAAAAUAAUAAAAAAAAAAAAAAGGAAAGAAAGAAAAAGGAAAAAACAGAAACCUUUUAAAGUUUCAUACACUGAAAAGUCAGAACAAGAGAAGCAGAUGAGUUAUCCAAAGUCACUCGGAAGAGGUGGUAAACACAAAACUGCAACCGGUGCUUUAAACAGACAUUACGAGUAAUGUAAUUUAAAUUAAAAAAAAAAUGAGGAAGAAAAACAGAAAAAAAAUCCAUUUUGUUUCAACUAUUUUUGUUAAAAACUCUUGCGUCACCACACUGUCAUUUCUGGCUUCAGGUUAGUCCUUUGGUGUGAUGUGCUUGGACUGACCUUGUCAAAAAGAUAUGCUUUUCUGGAAGCUGUUCCCAUUCACAUGCCAUUGUUCAUGCCUUAAACAAAAUAUGAAGAUGUACAAUAAGUCAUUUUAAAAUAUGUAUGCUUAGGCUUGUGUGAAGGGCAGAUUUUUAAAGCACUAGGAUUUUAUCAUGCUAUAAAUAUUAGAGAACCUGUAUUAUUUAAAAUCAAAAGACAAACAAACAUCUUAACUGUAUUUCAGAGAAACGAGAUCUACUGUACAUGCUUUAACUUUGGGAAGCUGACUGUAUAAUCAGACUGAAAAGAAGCUGCUAACUGGUUAAAUUUGAGGCAAUUUUGGUAAAUGCAUAUGAAUAGCUAGUCAGAAAAUUCAUAUUCUAAAUGACUGAUUCUGAGAUGUGAUCAUUUACCACAGAGUGGACAUGGUCUUACAGCGAAUCUCAUUUCUCUGUAACUGCUUAUACAAUUAGGAUUCCGUGAAGCUUUGCAACAGUGUUAAAGCACAGAAAGAUUUCAUGGGAAGGUCUCUGGCUUAGCUCCAGAGGUUGGAUAGUACUUUAAAUGCAACUAAUGUUUUCUGCCACACAUGCUGUUUACUGGCUCCAUUCUUUCCCCAUCCACUCUUCUUAUCUAAGUUUAUAGUUGAGAGUAGGGAAGAGGCUCCCAUGCAUUGUAGAUAGCUACUACUACUUGUGUUGCCAAAAUAACUUUUGUGCAAAAUUAUAUUUUACAGUUUUUCAUAAAGUGAUCCUAUAUUUUUUGGUUAGGAACCAAGUCUCAUAUGUGUUGCUAAGCCUCAGUUAAUAUAUGUGGGAGAAGUCUUGGCAUUUUCUGUAUGAAAAUCUUGGAAACACUAAAGAGUAGAAAGACAGGUUUUAAUAAAAGAAAAAAAUAACUUUAUUAGGUAAAAAUUACAUUUCAUAUGGUAUGACUUAGUCUUCCAUUCUACAUAUACACAGCAUACAUAAUGCACUCCUUUUUUUUUUUUUUUCUCUUUAAGAUUGAUUCCAGUAAUGAGACCUAAAAGAAUGAUUGGGUAGCUAUGUGAUCCUGCCAGUAGAGUUGCGUGAACAGCUCUCAGUGGAAUACCACAUGUACCCAUCCCUCUACCUGCCUCUUCCUUUGGCACAGUCAGGUCCCUACAGAGCUGAGAUUACUGUGAUUAUUUAAUACCCAUUUAGUUCUCGACCUUGUUUGUAAGGCAGAGCAACUAGCUAUUGCUGUAUUCCAGCUUCUUCACACAGUUAUGUUAUCAGGAACAAGUAUGAAAACCUAAAGAAAAUAUUAGGUAGAAUUUUAAAAAAUUUUGAAUACUAAACAUGGCUUAUGAAUACUUGGUAUAAAAAGUUAUGUGCAGAUUACCAGGAUUUCUUCCAAAGAAAAUUGUGAAUUAUUUGAAUAAUGAUAUAGUUUUCUUUCCUACUUGAACCCAUUUUUUUCUGCAGUUGUUAUUAUAAGAAAAAGAAAAUAUAUAAAGGUUUGUUUGUUUUAAUCAUAUUUAGUUGACUUCAUCAUACUUCCUUUAAUGGCGUUACACUAUGAAUCAAAUUGGCACAUUGUGUCUAAAAUAGCAAUUAUUUUACGUCACUUCCCUUAAAUGCAACAUUAUUAUUUGCCCACAUUACACUCCAGUCUGUGUGCAGUUCUCUGUGAUAUUAGAAAGUAUUACGAGUGCAUGAUUGCAAGUACAUUUGAGGGACAGAAACUGCAUGUUCUCUCUCUUUUUUUUUUUUAAAGUUGUCUUUUAAUUUAAAUAUAGAAAUAAGGUAUUUAGUUUUAGUGUUCUAGUGUUUUCUGAAUGCCAUUCUUUGCAAUGCAAACUGAAACUUGGUGAACACUGAGGUUGUUAUCACUGCUUGGAUUAUUCUUUUACAAUUAUUUAUCUGAUACUCAUUGAAAGAAAAAUAGCUUUCAAAUUUUUAGAAUUAAAAAAACACGAUGUGCUUAAUCUUUCUAUUGAAGGAACUGUUUAAACCUACUGGAUGUUAAAUUAACUGAUUGUUAAAUUAGUUAAUUAUUAGCUAGAGGAAUUGCAAAGCAAAGUGUUGCAAGAUAUUGUUGUCUUUACCAGAAUUCUAACAGUGCCAGCAGGUGUGCCAUAGGGCUGUUUCCUAUAGUACAGAAUUCUCUGUUUUCUGUGUAAUAUCGAUUACUUUUUUCCUGCAACCUUGGGGAGACAUUGGGACAUAUUUUUGCUGUUUCUAGAGAAUGGAUUACUAAAAGGCAGGUCCUGGGGCUCGUGCCCAAACUAUGAUUUGCAGACAUCCUGUGAGAUUUCACCGUCUCUGAGGUGAGGGGGAUGGCAGGCUGCCCACCCUUCUGCCAGUGCAGUGCACUCAGAUUUCCUGCGGUGUGGUGGGAAGUCUCCUUUGCACCUUGGCACCUGCUGUAAGCACUUGCUGCUUUUUGGCAGGGUUGCUUCUGCCUGACCGUCCAUGCCAGCUUGUGGGAUUUUUGUGCCCCAGGUGGAGACCUUUCUAUUUCUGUUGAACUUCACAAAGUGUCUUAUGGCCCAGGGCUCAGGCUGAGCAAGGUCCUCCUGACAGAAGCUCUGCUGUUUGGUAUGCCAUUGAAUCCUCAUUUAAUGCCAACUUGUUAGGGUGUAAUCUGUGUCCUUGCCCAGGUCACUGGUGAGAUGUCCAUCAAUAAAGGCUCCAGAAUUAACCCCUCCUUGCUGGUUGCCAGUGGGGUGUAAGCCAUUGGUCAGUGCCCUUCAAGCCUGGGGAUUCAGGCAGUUUUCAGCCCACUGAAAACUCCUCCAUUCAGCCAGGCAGUAUUUCCUUUGGAAAGGCAUAAAAGAUGCUUACUUAGUAGAUUUAAUUGCUACAGGUUUAGUAUACGGUGAAAAUUAGUGUAUUUAAAAACUCUUAAACAAUUUAAGAAGUUCUGACUUUUAUUACAAAGACAUUUUCGCUUUUUUCUGUUUUCUCAAAGUACAUAUUUGUGUAUAAAAUACACAGCCCUUAUACUUUAGUUCAACAAUAGUGACAUGUACUUUCAAUUAAUAUUUUAAAGUGUACUUCAGUUUGUUCCUUGUUCCGGUACUGCAGAUAUGAUUGGUUAACAAUAGCUAUUUUCAUCAAAAGUCAUGACAUCUUACUUAACUUCAUUCCUAUUUUGGAUCCAUAUUAACAAGAUGGCAGAUUUUUCUGUGUAUUAGAAAUCGUUACCUCACUAGGAGAUAAAAUUUGAAUAUGAGUUGAUUUUCAUAGUUUUACUGUGAUUAAAAAGUCAUCUCAACACCCAUUCUACUUCUAGACUGAUGUAGGUUGCAUGAAAUAAACUAUUUUUGUAUUUGGCUUUAAAAAUGUAAUCCUACUGUAAUACUCUGGUCAUCUUACAAAUACCAUUACCCUUUUUUCUCCUCAUUUUGAUCUUCUGACUCUGAAUGAACUUCUAUGUUAUUUGUGAGGUCUGUUUGAACAACAGAUACCAGGGUGAUGUCAAAUAUUGCAGGACGUGCACAUUGCCAGCACUGGUGAGAUCAGAGACAGAGAUCAACACUAGCUGUUUAAAAUGUCAUUGGCUGCAGUUGUAAGCUGAGGAAUUACCUCUAUUUCAGUUGUCAGGAUUAAUACUGGAGCUGCAUAAUGAAAGCAAGAAGAGUUUUUAGAUUAAAUCUACCUGAAAGGUAGUUAUUUGUAUUCAUACACUAAAAUGGAAGGAUUAUGUUAAAGAGAGUUUCAUGUGGCUAGGGGAAAAACGAUCAGCGUUAACAAAAUUGUGUAAGAAACACUGGAAUGUCCUCACCAGUCAGCCUGUGUUAUAAACAGACCUUGGAGAAAGCUAACAACUUUCUGCUUAUCUUAGUGACUACUGGAGCUGCUAUCUAGCAUUUUCUUCUUGGCUGGCAUUAAGUAACAGUCAUCAAAAUAGUAUAAAACUUUAGUUUGUUCUUUUGAGUGCAUAUUGUUAAAAGUAGAGGUGGUCAAGGAUACAAUUGCUACUAAAUUUUUGUGUUCUUCUGCUAAAAAUUGCAAGGGAAUGCCUGGUUACUUUUAUUAUAAUUUCACAUCACUCAUAAGUUUCAUGGAGAAAGUUUUUUUUUUUUUUUUUUUUUUUGUCAUAGUUGUUUUUAACAGAAGAAUCUAGACUGUGUGUGUGAAUAAAGGUUUAAUUAUUCCUGGGGAGGAUAUCUCCCUGAGCUACCUUGGAAAAGUGAAUGGCAUCCAUAAGAAUGUUAAGAAUCUCAGUAAGCUGAAAGAAAUGGCCUAUUUACAGCAGUCUGUUUUAUUUUGUGUUAUAUACUGUAAAGGGGUCUACUUACAAAAGCAAACACAUUCUUUGCUCCUUAAACUUGAGUGUAUAAACCCCUUCAUUGAUGAGCUUUGGUACACAUUCCAUCUUUCUUCCACUAAAUUUGAAAGCCUCUUUCUAAAACCUCCUUUGGAAGACUUUUAUAUGGUAUCUUGUAAGUUAAAAAGUGACAGCAAUGUACUUGUAGCUGCUUUAUAUACCCAUCUCCUCCUUUGUCAAGUUUUGUGGUAUUACUAAACCCAUCAUGUCUUUAAUUCUUUUUCCCUUGUGUUCUCUGACAUACCUCAGAGAAGGGAGAGAAAGACUGCAACAGAGAACAGUGAAACUAAUGACAGCAAUUCUGUCAGUGACACCAUUGUAACAAAAUAGAAAAAAAUAGGAAAAUUUCAAACUUGCAUGAAUUAAAAUGUCAGAGCAGCUGUUAAAUCUGUUCCAGGCAGGUUAUGUUAAUACCAUUUCUCUUUCCACUGAUUCAUGACAGCAUGAGAAAAGGGAGGAUUGGUGACAUUUGUUCAGAAUGAAUUCUGAAGGUGAGGGAAAGUUUUAUUCCAUUUAUAAAUAAAAGCUACUGUAGACAACAUUUUGGUAAAAGUAUGUUGGUAAUGUGGACAAAGAAAGUUAUAGAUUUUAUAAACAGAGAAACCAUAAAGUUGGAACAUAUAUUCCAAUCAGCAGCAUGUAAUAUAUUCUGUCAUGACCUUUGAACAGUUCAGUGGCAAAGCUACCUAUAUAUACCCUUAGAGCAGUGAUCCAAUGUUGUCUCCCAUGAAACACUAAAACAUAUUUCCAUAUUUACUGCUACUCGUAAAAGUGUGCGUUAGUGAAUGAGGGAUAUCUUACGCUAAGUUAUAAUCUUCCUGCCACAAACUAUUAGGGAUGCAAAAUGUGAAGAGGUGAGCAGAUUCCUGCAAAAACACAGAAUUGGGUAACUUAAUUGUUUAUACUCUGGGCAUCCUUAUGAUGAAAGUGUCAUACAAAAGCAGCACUUAGAGUGAUAAAUAUUCAACCAGAAUAAUUCUUCCUUGUGCCUGUCAGUUCAGCCACAAAUAAAUAUUUUUCCUUUUUUUUUUUUUUUUCCUGGAACUGUAUUGCUGUUUAUGAUUGCAUUUGUAACAAUUGGAGCCUAUUGGGCUGAUUUCUCAUGCCCACCAAGGACAGUCAGCAGUAGACAAGAUUGCAAGUUCAGAUUUCUUUUCUUGUAAUCCUGUGUUCCUUUGUCUCAUAGUCCUCUUCCUUUGGUAAAUUCACCUCAACCAGGAAUAUUACAGUAGCAUUUAAAAAGUUAAUUUUAGUUUAACCUUCAGUAUUUUCUGGGCAGAGGAGAAUUCAGGACAGCUUCUUUAACUGUGUUGAAUAAAUAGAGAUGUGAUGUACAACUAUCAUUGUACUUGCAUAAUAUUUUAUAAAAAAUAUUUUGAGAUCAGACCAGCAAUAAUGAAAUAAUACAUAAAAAUUUUAAACCUGCAUUUGUCACCUAUCUUGAAGUUAGUGUUGAAAAUUAUCAUUCUAAUAUGAGGAUAGAAUUGAGGUCUAUUUAGUUCUUAAAAUAAGUGUGACUGAUAUUCUUUGGUGGUUUAAAGGUAGCAUAACAAAUUCAGAUCACAACAAAAUUUAAUAUUCAGCUGAGUUUCAAACAAGAUGUGACUAUGAGCUGAGAACAGAUGUUAAUGAAUGUAUUUUGGUAUGCAGGCAUAUAUGCAAAGAUAGCAACUAAUAGCUUAGUUAAGCUUUUGCUAUAAUUAGUAAAAGCGGUGUUCUUGUUUCUUUAAAAUUAUUUAUAGACUAAUUAUUUUCAAGCAUUCAUUCCCCACUAAGAAUUAAUUACUUGUCAAGUUUGAGUUUUAAAAAUUAAACAGUGUUUGGAACUUGACAGACAUGGAGGAUGGUUCUCCUCUCAUGCAAUUGAUGUUCAGAUGUUGCUAAACCUCCAGUUCCCAGAUCAAGGUAGACCUAGAAUAAUCAUUCACUAAAAUUUUGUGUGGACCCAAAAUAAAUACUUUUAGGCUUUUUUUUUCUGGAUGGGAUUCCUUUUUGUAUAUUGGUUUGUGUCUGUUAUUUACUAUAUAAUACGUGAGAAAUCAAGCUGUUAGCAUCUUAUGUCUGAAAUCUUUUCCUUCACCAAACUGCUUGUUCUUUAACUGUUACAGCAGGUUUUCUGAAGCAGAUGCUUUAUUUAGUGUAUAAGAAGCCAUCAUAAAAUUGAACUACUGUGGCAUCCAGAGAGAUCAUUACGAUAGUUUUGUCUUAGGAGAUGAGGUACAUUCGCUUUGUUGAAACCAGUAGCAAGCUUUCUUCUUUCAGUCUGUAUCUACUUCCCUUUGUAUAAUUAUCUUUUUGGUGAAUUGCAAUUUCUGAGCAUUUCAACAGCAGAGAAUUCUGUAUUUUCUCUCCUUUUGCACAAAGUGGGAGCAAUGUCACACUUUAUGGUGAGAUUAGUUCCCAUACGCACACGUGACGUAGUAAAUUCCAGUAUUUAUAGAUUGCUCACAUGCUGAAAAUGCCAUUAUAAGAGUAAGGUUUAGAUUAGCUGUCAGUUUUACUUUGCUUACUGAGCUUCAUUACUUUUAUCAGCAUUUACUUUCAGAUGGGAAACAACCUCGCACCAUUUCUUUACUAUGUAAAAAUGUCAAAACAUAAAUAGCUAAAUGGGAAUUAUUUGCUGAUUUUCCAUAUCUCUGUGCUUAUUUGACCAAAAAAAAAAAAAAAAAAAGAACAAAAACCCCCACACCAACAACUCUGUUGAUUUCUUGUGCACCUUUGUAUAGCAUCCUGGUAAAAGGAGGUCCUCAGAGUCUUUCCACUGUGAUUAUACUAUUGCGGUAGCUAGAAAGGUAUAUAGAAACUUGCUUCAUCUUUUUUUUUUUUUUUUAAGAUGAAUUUUAAAAGCAAAUAGUUGCUUUCUAAGAAACCCGACAUAAAGAGUCAGUGCUGCUUUUUGAGUAACAGAUAGACAGUGAUUGUUCUGGAGGGCAGUAACACUGUAACUGCAAAGGGUCUACGUACCUUGAUGCACCAGACAAAAAAUUUUAUGUUGUUUAAAAGGAAUAGAAAACUGUCACUAAAGGAAAAAAAAAGAAAAGAAGAAGCAUUUAUGUAUCCAGAUACAGAAACAUUGCCGAAAACAUUGUUUUUGAACACUGCAAUAUUAAACUGCACCCGCAGCACCCUUCAUUUUAUGCUCAGGAGUUCACUGUGGACUUCCAUAAGAAGAUGAAGGUGAAAAGGAUACUGGGGAAAAAAAAAGUCAGUACCAUAAUUUCUAAAUGACUCAAUUGAAAAUUGAUGUGCAAAUCUUUGUGUUAAAAGCUGUAUAAACUACUUAAAGUAUUGCAAUUCUUAAAGGUUUAAAUUUAGUGAUUCAUAGUACAUUCAGUAAUUUAAAAUAAUAAUAAAAAUAUCUUCAUCUUGAUUGCUUUCCUGCAAAUGCUCACUCAUUUUUGCUUGACUGUUUGCCAUUUUGGGGGAUCUUUCAGGAUGAUGAUUCUUUACAUCUUCUUGAUCCUAUGCUCCAAAUACUGACUAUAAUUGUGCCUGUAAAAAGCACUUCUACUGCUUACAGUUACUAAGCAUCAACAGUUGAUGAAAAACAUAGGUAGGAUAUAAUUUGUAUUAGACCUUUAAUUCAAAUGCAAUAGCUAAUCAGCAAUGUACACCCCAUGUUUUUUUGUGCUUGGACUCUGAUCUUGCACAGGCGCCAGUACAUCCUUAGGAUACCUAUUGCAAAUUGUCUCAUUGAAUUCAGUUAAAAAGAUGUAGAUAUUCAUGUUUAAAUGAAAAGGCUCAAUGUUGACAUUUUUAAGAAAUCAAAGCAAUGUACGUGGUUGCACCAGGCUUUGUAGCACUCGAUUUCUAAUCCCUAUGUGCUUAAACAAAUGAACACCAAUGCAGAUGAGGCUGAGCAGCUCCUGUUGAUACUCCAUUGAACUCAGUGAGCUUCCAGGGGAGUGGAUGGUCUGGCUGCCCAAAUCAUAUUUCAGUUUCAGGCUUAUCGUACAGUCCAGCAUAGAUAUUCAGCUACUUAUACUUGAGCUUAUUUUUGACCAUGUGGACAGUCUCAUGGAAGAUCAAUGUGUGAAAUGCAGCUGUUUUCACUGCUUGCCAGUCAGAGCAAUUUAUUCAACUUUGGCUCUUUUACAUUUUGGGACCUUAUUCUGGGGCUUACAGUGUUUAAGAAUCAGUUAACUUCACAUCUCUGCAAAGAUCAAUUAUGUAUGACAUGUGGAAGAAAAAGCAGGAGAUCAGAUCAUUGACAAUUAAUCAUACUAUGUCUCACUCUGGCAAGCUUAAUUGUGCGAAUAUUUGCAAUUCCUGUCCCUGUUUCCCUGUGCUCUCCUCAGGCUGGUGUGAGCCAGAGCAAAGGCUGCUAGUGCCAUAUGCCGAGGGGAGCAGGAGACUACUUUUGCUGACUUGUGAAGAAGGGAUGGCUAACUAAGAGCAUGCUCCAAAUCUCAGCCUACAAAAAGCAUGAAUGUGAGAAAGUGCCUCCCCUCUCUCCUGUUAGGCUUUAGCACAUCAGUAGAAUUACUGUUUUCGGGAUAUUGAGUUCUCUGGCUACUUCAGAGAUCAAACCCACUUGCUAGCUGGGAAACAGCAAUGAAAAAAAUAAUUUCAAGUUCUCACGUAGCGCAGCUGCAAUGCACUUACUCUGUGUCUUUGCACCCAUGAGUUGUUUUUGACCAUGCUGUUGUAGUAACCCUGAAUGCAGAUGAGGCCUCACGCCGACUACCUCUCGUGCAAUAAAUAACAAGCUCAUGCAGCAGUGGGUGUUGGUGAUGAUCCUUUGGCAACAGGAGCAUCUGUUGGACACGUGAUUCAGGGAGGUGGUAGUGGAGGCAGUAGUAAACAAGAGAAAUUAAUUAGGAGUUCAAUCCUGUGAUGCGUGUGGUAUAGACAAUACCCACAAUACCAGCUCCAACUGAGGAAGGUCCUAUAGCUUCUAGUAGGAAAUAAAGGUGAACUUGGCUAUGCUAUAGUUUCUGUUGUGCUCUAAAAUGUAACAAAAGAUGUCAUCUGUUUCCUUCAAGCUGAGCCGGAUUUAUCAGGAUAUUGUGUCCAAAAAACACACACACAAUUUUAGUUUUUGAGGAAACAUGAUGCUCUUUUACCUGUUGCAAUGUAAUUGGAUAAUGCAUGUACAAAUGACUUGUUUAGCCUGCCAAUGAAUGUUGCUAAUGCCUUACCAAAAAAAAAAAAAAGCAUAUUUUUUGUAUUUUUUUCCUCAGAGGCAAAUCCAAACAAUGCUAGAUUUGGGAAACUGUUUACUGAAAAGCAUUUUCUAAUAGAUCUCUGAAGAAGUGCAAUUGUAUAAUUAUUAUUGUUCAGUGCAUACAGUACAUUGUCUCCAUCACUCUGUACACUGCUGCUAUUAGUGCUUGUUCUAAUAAAACUCAAUGUACAC
Cygnus atratus (black swan) is the source of this 13282-nucleotide messenger RNA. RefSeq names its product oxysterol binding protein like 6 (gene OSBPL6). The transcript is spliced from 25 exons. The coding region runs from base 198 to 3113 and encodes 971 amino acids. Lineage: Eukaryota; Metazoa; Chordata; Aves; Anseriformes; Anatidae. The record is from RefSeq and is a predicted model, not a curated record. Gene Ontology annotation, cellular component: cytosol; intracellular membrane-bounded organelle; perinuclear endoplasmic reticulum. Gene Ontology annotation, molecular function: cholesterol binding.